Panicum virgatum (switchgrass) is the source of this 489-nucleotide messenger RNA. RefSeq lists its product as uncharacterized. The coding region runs from base 65 to 364 and encodes 99 amino acids. The record is from RefSeq and is a predicted model, not a curated record. The transcript has a single exon. NCBI's taxonomy places the organism in Eukaryota, Viridiplantae, Streptophyta, Magnoliopsida, Poales, Poaceae.
ACUCCAGUGCACAACAACCAUCCGAUCCACUCGCGCGAGCGAUCCGCUGCUGCUUCUUCGUCCCAUGGCGUCCAUCGCGCUGCUGCUGUCGGAGCUGCUGGGCGGGGACAGCGCCGGCGUGCUGGCCGCCGAGCGCUACAUCACGGGAGGCGGCCGUCUCAGCCCGAGGGACGAGCUCCUCCGCCCCGCCGUGACCGAGGCGUCAGCGGCAUCGCCGGCCACCAAGCAGAAAGAACAAGGGCCGGAGAAGAGAGAUGGCGAGCCGUUGGAGGACCUUGCGGCGUCCAGGAUAGAGGUCGACGUGAUGCUGGCCUCCGGGCUGGCCCUGGGACACGGGCACGGGACGCGCCGAUUGUUGUGUUAGUUGAUUCGUUGCUUGAUAGACCCGCACAGUAUUGUCCUGUAUACGUUGCGCUCGUUGCUUCCGGUUAAUAACAUGUGUAUAGAUAUAAAGGAUUGCUGGAAUGUUUUUCCGCGCACGCUGCUUUA